UUCAGAUGUCGACAACAUUUUUCUUCAGCUACUCUCAAAGCAAAAAUAGAAGUAAAUUAGAGGGCGGCGGAAUGGAGAAAAUAGUGGUGGUGGUGGAGGAGGUGGAGGUGGCGAUUACAGCCCUCAAAUGGGCUCUCCACAACAUCCUCCGCUGCGGCGAUGUGCUCACGCUCCUCCACGUGUACCCAUCCAAAAGCAAGAAAAAGCUCCGGCGAUUUCGCCUCAAAGGCUUCCAAUUAGCUCUCUCCUUUACAGAAAUCUGCACCGCCUUUCCCAACACGAAGACAGAGAUCGUUGUGACGGAAGGAGACGAGGAAGGGCGGAGAAUCGCGGCCGUCGUGAGGGAAAUCGGCGCCUCCACGCUUGUGGUGGGGCUUCAUGAUCGGAGCUUUCUAUACAGGGAUCUAUCACUCCAAAACAAUAGCAUAAGGCAUUUGAAUUGUAAGGUCCUUGCCAUCAAGGACCCAACAACAAGUCCGACAUCCUCAACUAUCUCUAUAGAAGGGCAUUCGACUAUGAUGGACUUGUCACAGAUUGAAAUAUCGGAACUUAGUGUGCCUCAAAUUCCUCCUAAAAAAGCCCCAUACCAAAUUUGUCCAGAUCCAAAUGCUAUAAUUUGGAGAUCAAGGCCUACAAGGAAGUAAAGGAGAAUUCGACCCACUUGAAGACUAUGGGCAUGUUACAUGUAGAUGUCAUUUUCAGUUUUAAUUGGUAGUUAAAAAUACAUGCAUCUUGGACGAGGAUAGGAGAUAUAUUCCGUAUUGAACAAAAGAAUCUUGUGUUGCGGCUAUUCAAGGAAAGAGUCAAGCAUGUUUAGUAGUAGCUGCUUAUGAUCCAAAUAGAAUUACAUGCAUUUUUCUUCCCCUACAUAAUAAGUUUACCAACUUGUACCUCGACCUGUUUUUCUUUAUGAGUGAACUACAUAAACCAUCCCUGACGUUUCCAUUUGUUUUACUCCACACCCCUGACGUUUAAAAAUAUCGCCACAAGUCUCUGGCGUUUAUUAUAA
This is a messenger RNA of Salvia splendens (bonfire salvia), 1009 nucleotides long. RefSeq lists its product as uncharacterized. The transcript is spliced from 5 exons. Bases 6 to 644 code for a protein of 212 amino acids. The record is from RefSeq and is a predicted model, not a curated record. Lineage: Eukaryota; Viridiplantae; Streptophyta; Magnoliopsida; Lamiales; Lamiaceae.